This is a messenger RNA of Astrephomene gubernaculifera, 1684 nucleotides long. Lineage: Eukaryota; Viridiplantae; Chlorophyta; Chlorophyceae; Chlamydomonadales; Astrephomenaceae. The record is from the annotation of a GenBank genome assembly.
GAUGCAUAAAACGAAGGCUGUGCAAAGCACUUGUAGAUUAGCCUGAAACGCGUUUCCAUGGGGACAUUUGGACUCUUUCAGCCACCAACAGCACCCAGCAUUUGCACUACUAGUAGGAGUGGCAGAGGCUCGCAUGUAUGGGGAAUAAUUAGGACUGGAUCGCGUAGGGACAGGCUGGUAGUGCACCAGCCCAUGCUGCAUGGUGUGCCAAACCUUUGCUCUUGCAAGCGGGGAUGUGCGGCUGCAGCGCCAGAAUGGAGCUACGGAGGUUAUCAGGCGGCCCCUGAAUGGAGUGUAGGAUCGGGGCCAUAUGCCGACCCACGGGCGACCGCAGCUGGGCCUCGCAGGCACCAUCCCCAACAGGGCGGAGCCCCCGAGGGCCCCAGCACUAGCUAUGACCAGGAUGGUGAUCCCCUGUCGGAGAUAGUUCGCACCGCAGUGGACGCCGUGAACGGCGGCCUGGGGUUCGUGGUCGCCAUGCUGUCUGACACUGCGCUGUCCCUCUUACCGGCACAUGUCAAGCGGAGAGCGGUUGAGAACAGCGUCAAGGGUGCGCUGGCGCUGCUUGGUCUGGCGCUGCUGCAAAGCGUCCUGGCGUUGGUGCUCACGGUGGGCACCCUGGUGCUGGCGGUGUACGCGGCGAACCAGGUGUUCGGCGUGCACCUGCCCUUCCUGCCCGCCAGCGUCGCCGGCCGCGGAGCAGCGCAGACAGCGCCACCUUUCAGCGGCCCCGGUCAAGCGGAUCCGCGUCAGUUCGGGCAAGGCGGCUACAGCGGCUAUGGCGACGUGGGAGGCUUCUCCGCCGGCCCUGCCGCGGACCCGCGGGGCUACCGGCAGGGGUACCCGCCUGGGUAUGGCGGCCGGGGGCAGCCGUACCCGCCUAGGCCUGGCGCAGGACGGGGUGCGCGGGCCGGGGAUGCUCGGCAGGGCCCCACCAUUGAUGUGUAUUUUGAAAGCCAGUAGGAUGGGUUUGAGGCACGGUGCUGUAGGUCGUGUGUACCCUCGACUCCCUCGAACGCAUGUAUGACUUCAAAUGACCCAUGUGUACAGAAUUACAGAUAUGUAUGUAGGUUAGAGGCUGGUCUUUGUCAUGAUGAAUGUCAUAUGUACUCCAUGCACAAAGUAAGAAAACAUUUGGUAGCGCAUGCUUGGUGUCCUAAGCGCAAAAUUUGCUUUGGAGGCUGAAAGCGCGGAAGCCUCGUAGCAAUUAUGUCUAGGAAGGGUAUGCGCAGCUGCGGGGGCAGAUCUAAACCCUUUAGCACAGUUGGCAGGCUAGAUGGCCCCUGGGCCGGGGCGGUGCUCGCUUGCAUGCAGCUGGGGAGGAGAGAGUCAUGUGUUACCGGUAUGAGGGGAUGAGCUACUUUUGGGUGUGAGGAAUUGAGCGAUGCAUGGCAGGAUUGGUAGGCCGCCCCUGGGAGGGGACAAUUCACUUUUAGUAGCACGCCGCAACCCAAGACGGCGCUGGUACGGUCUGCUAUGCAGUGAGUGUUUGUGUCGCAUGGUUGGUCGAGGUGUAGGCAUGGGAGUGUUGAACUUGGCAACAGUCCAGAGGAUACCCUUGCAACCAGGUUUUGCCUUCGUGCUAGGAUUAGACAUCUUAACACUGAAGUCAGCUAAGCUACGCUUUCCAGGAUAGCUAACGUCCGUUCCGUGGCCCAUAUGCCCGCUCUUUCCAAUCCGCCCG